AUGCCCUUGCUAUCCUCUCACAGUCCCACCCUAUUCUUUUUAGCCCCAAACCCCCUUUUCUCCAAAUUCUCCAAAAGAACAAUCUUUUCUUGCUGUAUUCAGCAAUCAUCAAGCAACCCCAUGUCAUCUCCACCUGGUAACAUAAAUCCCACUUCUCAAAAUGAUCCUUUAACCCUUCAAAAUUAUCCUACACCACUCUCUCCUCCCUUACCUUCCAUCUCAAAGCAAAUAGAACUUGCCAGGGCAUUGUCUGCCUCUUCAAGAUCAAGUCUUUUUACUUUGUCAAGAAGUGAUGUCUUAUAUGAAGAUCAAUGGCUCAUUGCUGUUAAUAAACCUCAAGGAGUUUAUUGUGAAACCGUGUUGGAAUCUGUCCCACGUGUUCUUGCUGCCUCAGCUGAGUUAACUGAUCCUAGUGAAGGAGCUGAAGGCAAUCCGCAUGAGUUCCAUCUUGCCAAUCGACUUGAUCGUGAUACAAGUGGCGUAAUGGUUAUAACCAAGUCACAUAAAGUAGCUUCUAAGCUUGUAAAGGCAUUUACUGAUCACAAGAUUAAGAAAACAUAUAUUGCUCUCUGUAUUGGUUUGGCUCCAAAAUGGGAAAAGAUUACCAUUAAAUCAGGGCAUGGUCGGUCAAAAUUUGGGGUCUGGCGUGUAUAUGCUGCAUCAGAUGUGGGUCAGACGCUUCCAGGUGGAUCCACAGUUAAAGAUAUGGAAACUUCAUUUGAACUAUUAUCAGUAAAUGGGCAAGGGAGCUUCAAAGAGUUAUCUGAAUUUGAGAAAGAUGAAAAUAUUUUGGUAGUUGAAGAAAAAGCUGCGAAAAAUGCUGAUGUAAAGAAGGUUGAGAUUUUGGUUAGAGCAUUUCCUCAGAGUGGAAGAACACACCAAAUCCGAUUGCAUUGUCAGUAUCUUGGAAUUUCUAUAAGAGGGGAUGUGAAAUAUGAGGGCGUUUAUGAGUGGGAAGGGAGAACAUAUGAUGGCCAUGAAUUGCAUGCAGAGACCUUGUCUUUUGAACAUCCAGUUACUGGGGUGCCUGUCAUGCUCCGUGCACCUCUACCUUCAUGGGCCAUCCAGGCAUUGCAGCCAUUAUGACAUUAUUAAGCAGUUUCCUUCAAAAUGUCAUUCUGGAAACUGGCUUUUGAAAGCUGCUGACAAUCUUAUAAGGUGAUUUAAUGCUGUUUUUCUAUAUUUUUAGGUGGAAUGGCAAGCACAUUUACGCCCAUGAAGGAUCAUUAACAGAAAUUGUGAGAGAUAUACAUUUUCUUUUUGUCCCAAUUGCAUUUCCUUAAUUAUAUUGGGAGUUAAACAGGGAAGUUUAUGUCCUGUUCUCAGCAACCAAGCACAGUGGAUAAUCUGCCAACCGCUUAUAUGAGUUCAUGCCAGAUACAUAUGAAUAAGAUGGCAUCUGAGAAACAAACAGUAGGAGGAGAGGACGCAUAAUGGCCUGAAGCAAUUAAGAGGAUGUAACAUAUAGCAAGGAUGUGAUUAAGAAACUUGUUCAGAGAUUGGUCUGUUAAUAAUAGUUAGCUCGGUGAUUGAAAAGGUGAUAGGUAGAUACUUGACUUGAUGGUCCUCUGUGCUGUAGUUAAGCUCUAGCAUGAUUGAGCACCCUGUGUUAAGUUGCAGGAUAUAAUUUGUCAAAAUUUUCAAGUUGCAAGAAAUUCCUUCUUCUUUUUGUACCUUGAUGGGUAGUGCAGUUGAGAAGCCGUUGUUCAUUGAAAAUUCAGGUGAUGACUUCAGCUAAAGGUUCCUUCACGCAAGUCUUUGUGACUUUAAGAAGUAAGAAAAAGGAUUUCAGGCAUGAUGGUGUUAGACUUUCUACUUUUAUUCAAUAGAAUAUAAUCAAGAGACUUGUAAGAAUUUGCAAAGCAUAGUUACCAAAACAGUGUGCUGUAAUCACAUGCAUUUUAGAAAGAGUAUUGUGUUGUUUCGCUUUCUGCAUGUUUGAAGAGGUUCAAACGCAUAGGAAAACUCAACUUGGGGAGGAAAAAGGUAAAAAUGUGCCCAUUGAAUUGGGAUGUUUUCUUUAACCCUUUUGGUAUCUUAUUCAAGAAAGUAUAUGGACUUUGUGGCUCUUCA
Ricinus communis (castor bean) is the source of this 2073-nucleotide messenger RNA. Its product is annotated as RNA pseudouridine synthase 1. Gene Ontology annotation, biological process: pseudouridine synthesis. Bases 1 to 1086 code for a protein of 361 amino acids. The record is from RefSeq and is a predicted model, not a curated record. Gene Ontology annotation, molecular function: pseudouridine synthase activity; RNA binding. The transcript has 2 exons. Lineage: Eukaryota; Viridiplantae; Streptophyta; Magnoliopsida; Malpighiales; Euphorbiaceae.